Messenger RNA from Trifolium pratense (red clover), 705 nucleotides. RefSeq lists its product as uncharacterized. NCBI's taxonomy places the organism in Eukaryota, Viridiplantae, Streptophyta, Magnoliopsida, Fabales, Fabaceae. The record is from RefSeq and is a predicted model, not a curated record. Bases 1 to 705 code for a protein of 234 amino acids. The transcript has 3 exons.
AUGUCUGAUUCUGGAAAAUCCUCACCAACGAAGAAUGAAGAUGUUCCCUCACCACAAGUGGCUAUAAAUGCUAUUCCUCUCAACACAAUACCUGCCACAAGUCCAACGAUGAGGAGAAAAUCAGUUGCAAAGAAGGAUAAAACAUCCCAAACAAGUACAAAUCCUUCAUCUCCCUCCGCUUCAAUUAAAGCUUCAAAGCGUAAGAGCAAGAAAUCAAAAUCUGAAUCAAGGAGAAGUUUUACAAGGUCUGAACUGCAUGUUGAUCCACUUCCAUCGAGUGGUGUUGCUACUCCUAUCGUAAAAGCUGCAGAGGUUAAUGUCGACGCAUCUGGUAAGACUUCUGUUAAUUUAGGUCUUAAAGAUCCAAAUCUUGCUGAAACCCUAGGUUUAAAGGACCCUGCUGUGUCUGAAAAAUUGGGGAAAACUGCUCCUAACCCCCCUACUGUUGUUGAUACUAAUAUUGGUGCUUCCACUGAGACCAAUGAGGCUGUUGCUGCUGAUGAUAAGGCUGCUCCUACAAAUUCUGAGGCUAGUGUGGCUAGAAGGACUAGAAGUAGGGCUGGAAAAGGGGUAGAAACUGCUAACACACCUGCCCAAACACCCAAACCUUCUAGGGCUGGAAAAGAUACUGGUAAAAAGCCUCUUUAUGGACCUCCAAAACCUGUAAGUAAGAAGGCUGGCCCUGGAAAGGAAUUUGAAAGAUGA